GUGUAGCGUUGCCAUGGCGAGGGUGCGGCGCCGGGCCCGCCCCUACGGCGCCUGGAGAAGUGCGGGGUUGACUGGCCGGUGGACUGGAUCCGGUCCACUGUGCGAGGCGAAAGGCCCCUGGAGCCACUUGCUGUCUGUGGCCUGGCCACCCACCCAGGACUCCUACAGAGGGGACGCCCCCCUGAAGACAGCCGCCGAACCAGCUGUGCGUGCGGUGCCCUGGACGCCCAGUACACACCCUGCUCUGGCCUUGCUGGCUGAGGCGCCCGCCCUCCUGCCGCACCUCCUUGCCAGGGCCCCACACACUGACCCUGGGAGGCAGGCAGGAGGAGGCGGAAGGCAGGGAAGGCGGGCCCAUGGCUGCUCUCUUGCCCCACCUGGGCUCCUGAGGCCUGGAAGGAGAGGGUCCUUCUAUUACUCCCAGGGCCCUCUCUGCCCAUUGCCCUGCCCUCCCUGCCCCUUCGGCAACGUGCCAGGAAGCUGCAACUUUAUCGUCGGGACAACUAGCUACAGACCCUGGACUGAGACGGACAGGCCCUGCGGCUCCUUGCCGGCUGUGCACCCUGACCCCAGGAGGGAGGGCGGGAGGCCCUGCCCUUGAGCAGCCAAGCUGCCAGGGCUCCCUCACUGCCCUUUCUCCCAGGAGCCUGUGCCCGUCAGGCUGCUCAGCCCUGGGCCUGGUCACGGAGUGGAACCUCCUGACCCAGCCUUGCCAGGGGCAGAGGGCACCAAGCCUUGAGGGGAUGCCCCCAAGGGUGCCAGUCCAGCCAGCUGCCCCGCCCCUCAGGCCCAGCCUGGCCCCCUCACUCCCCUGUCUGGUGCCCAGAGUAGCCCCCCCGGCAGGCAGCCCCCGCCAUGGCCGAGCACCUGGAACUGCUGGCAGAGAUGCCCAUGGUGGGCAGGAUGAGCACUCAGGAGCGGCUGAAGCACGCCCAGAAGCGCCGAGCCCAGCAGGUGAAGAUGUGGGCCCAGGCUGAAAAGGAGGCCCAGGGCAGGGAGGGCCGCAGGGAGCGGCCGUGGAAGGAGGCAGCUGCAGGCAGGCCUCAGAAGCGGGUCCUCUUCCCUCCCAGUGUCACCCUGCUUGAGGCUGCUGCCCGAAACGACCUGGAAGAAGUCCACCAGUUCCUUGAGGAUGGGGUCAGCCCUGACCUGGCCAAUGAGGAUGGUCUGACAGCCCUGCACCAGGUCAGUGCUGUGGGGGAGGGAGGGGGGCAGCUGCGGGCUGGCCUGGGGCUCAGGCUGCAUGGUUUGCAGAGCUGCAUUGACGACUUCCGGGAGAUGGCACAGCAGCUCCUAGAGGCCGGGGCCACAGUCAACGCCCAUGACAGUGAGUGCUGGACACCCCUGCACGCCGCAGCCACCUGUGGCCACCUGCACCUGGUGGAGAUGCUCAUUGCCCGGGGUGCUGACCUCUUGGCGGUCAACACAGAUGGGAACAUGCCCUAUGACCUGUGUGAGGACGAGCAGACGCUGGACUGUCUUGAGACGGCCAUGGCUGACCGAGGCAUCACCCAGGACAGCAUUGAGGCAGCCCGGGCCUUGCCAGAGCUGCACCUGCUGGAGGACAUCCGGAGCCUGCUGCAGACAGGGGCGGACCUGGAUGCCCCUGGGGACCAUGGGGCCACGCUGCUGCAUGUCGCUGCUGCCAAUGGAUUCAGUGAGGCGGCUGCCCUGCUGUUGGAACACGGGGCCAGUCUGAGCACCAAGGACCGAGACGGCUGGGAGCCGCUGCACGCUGCGGCCUACUGGGGCCAGGUGCACCUGGUGGAGCUGCUGGUGGCACAUGGUGCCGACCUCAACGGGAAGUCCCUGAUGGAGGAGACGCCUCUUGACGUGUGCGGUGAUGAGGAGGUGCGAGCCAAGCUGCUGGAGCUGAAGCACAAGCACGAGGCGCUCUUGCGCGCCCAAGGUCGCCAGCGCUCGCUGCCGCGCCGCCGCGCCUCCAGCGCUGGCAGCCGGGGGAAGGUGGUGAGGCGGGUGAGUCUGACCCAGCGCACCAGCCUGUACCGCAAGGAGCACGCCCAGGAGGCCAUCGUGUGGCAACAGCCACCUCCCACCAGCCCAGAGCCUCCUGAGGAGGAUGAGGAUGGCCAGACAGACACUGAACUCAGGCCACCACCCCCCGAGGAGGACAACUCUGAGGUGUCCAGGCCACACAACGGCCGCGUGGGUGGCCCCUCGGGACGGCACCUGUACUCCAAGCGGCUGGACCGGAGUGUCUCCUACCAGCUGAGCCCCCUGGAGAGCACAGCCCCUGACACCCUGGGCCGGGCCAAGGCCCACCACACCCUGGCGGAGCUCAAGCGUCAGCGAGCGGCUGCUAAGCUGCAGCGCCCCGUGCCUGACGGGCCCGAGGCCCCUGGGUCCCAACUGCCUGCGGAGGCCGAGGCACCCCUGCCCGAGUGUGGCUCCAGGGCUGUGGGAGACCCGCCCCUGCUCAGGCUCACAGCCCCCUCAGAGGAGGCCCCCGUGGAGAAGAAGCCCUGCUGCCUGCUCAUGUGAGGGGCAGGUGCCCAAACCCUGACCUGCACCUUGGGGACGGGCAGCCAGUGCUGGGCCUCCCCGGGCCCCCACCCAGGACUCUGCCUCCUCACCCAGGAACAGUCCUGUGGCAGAAGCAACAUCUGGAGGCACCUGCCGCCACAGACCUUGUUUCACUCUUGAUAAAAAGCCCUUCUGCCA
Molecule: messenger RNA, 2682 nt
Organism: Artibeus jamaicensis (Jamaican fruit-eating bat)
Lineage: Eukaryota; Metazoa; Chordata; Mammalia; Chiroptera; Phyllostomidae
Gene: PPP1R16A
Product: protein phosphatase 1 regulatory subunit 16A
Exons: 10
Coding region: 856-2502 (548 amino acids)
Cellular component (GO): cytoplasm
Molecular function (GO): phosphatase regulator activity; protein binding; enzyme inhibitor activity
Source: RefSeq, a predicted model, not a curated record